AUGGAGUCGUCGAAGAUGCGCCCGGGCUCCAAAACGUUGGCGUUUUCCUCAAUAUUUCUCUCCCUUGUUGUCUGCUUUGUAGCACUGGUUCACGUCGAGGUCGAACUUCAUGCUCAUCGACAAAUGCUUCAAGUCUUAAGUCAACAAAGAGCGGAUAAUUUUGAGCCACGCAAAACUGUUCAUGAGCCGAUCACCUCAUCCUUUCACAGUGACUCUGUUGAAGGUAAGUUGCGUGUUUCUUACUUUAUAAGUUAUUCACUGACUGAGACAUGGCGUCGAGUAGUGUGUACGCUUCGCAUAAAUUCUUUCGUCGGUAGCUAUUUCUAUUGCCCUCCCAAUGUUGGUGUGCAAGAUUUGGUGAGUUAACAAGUGCGAUAAAAAACAUUUGGAGGACGAGGAGAAGGGACGGAAGCAAAAAAACAGCGUUGGGUGUAAGUGUCCCAACUAUUUUUUGUCUAAGACUGUAGCUAGCUAAGAUAUAUCUCGUCAAUAUCGCAAAUUUUACAGAGGUAUGUACAUGUAUGGUGUCAUUAUCCAACAAUAGCAGCAACAACGUAGCAAUCCGCAGCACUGCGUUUGAAAAAUCUAACAGUGUUUCCUGAUACUGAAAAAAAGGUUGUUUUUUUUAUAGUGUGAAAUUGAAGGGAAUCUUUGUUUUGAGUCUGUUUUUGUAACCAGUUCAGCUAUUGUUCAACUGAAAAGACUUCCUCCGCUGUCUGAAAGGAUAAGGUAAUUGUUAGCUGCAUCAGGUUACAGCCGUGAUAUAUAGUCAUUUUACGAUCACGUCUAGUUACGCAACCGAAACAUUCCAAACUUUGGCGCGACGAGACGUCAUGAUGAUGACGAUGAAAAAAAAAAUCUCAAAGAAUUUAAUAUAAAAAUACAAUAGGCCCAGGAAAAUGAACGCAGACGAUCAAAGUUCCCCUAACAUAUCAGAACAGAUAAACAGUUUUUAGGGCAGCUCUAAAUUAACCAAACAGGCUUCUAAAGCAUAGAGAAAUCCAUUUGAGACACUUCUGGCCUAUUUGGCCAUUGGGUGUCCCUUAUCAAUGACGUCAAUAAAAGGCGAAAAUGAUUUCUUAAAAACCUACAAGAAAGUGAAGGUUUCUUUGGGUGGUAUUAGGCCAUUUGCACGAUAACAGAAUUUUACUACUAAGCCGAGAAUCCAUUUCAUUUCAUUUUCAUUUCAUUUCAUUUCAUUUAUUUGUUUUUUUAGUCACUCACAUUACAUAAAAAUAAAACGUUACAAGAGGUGUUAAUUAAAAUAUAAGUUGUUGUGACAAGGAAGCUAUAUUAAGCUAUAUUACAAAGGGGAUCGCAGCUUGUGGAGAAAACAUAAAACUUAAGCGACAGACCCCGAGUAUCAAUGAGAUAAUUUUGCAGAUUUUUUAAAAACAAAUAUGGAAGAGGAGCUGGUUAGUGUAACUGGCAAAGAAUUGCAAAUUGUUGGUCCCGCAGGUUAUUGUUUUCUUGUUAUUUAAACCUCCCUGGGAUUACCACAUUUAGAUAUGAAAAGAAAAGCGAAAAUGAUUCUAGACGUAGUAGUACAGUGUAUAAUGACGCCAUGGUGCAAAUGAUCCAUUAUCUUCCCUAUUUAUUAUUAACAAAGUAUCACCAUCACUGUUUUUCUUCUUUUCUUUCCAUGUAGUUGCAGAAGUUCACAGUCGCCACAAACGCAACUCUAAAAGUGUCAACAAGAACUCAAGUGCGACUGUCAGUCGUGAUGACAUCGAAAGGGAAGUCCACCGGGCCCUAAGUAGCCUGGCCUGCACGGUGCAUUGUCCUAAAGGUAUUAGGGGGAAACGUGGCAGGCCUGGUCCCCCGGGCAAGCAGGGUCCACCUGGACCUCAAGGACCUCAAGGACCUAAAGGAAGCAAAGGUGCUCAAGGCGAUCAGGGACCACCUGGGCCUCAAGGCGAUCAGGGCCUUCAAGGACCCAAAGGCGAUCCUGGUGAAUCUAUCUCAGCUCCCUCUAUUGUCUCACCUCCGUUUUCCAUGGUAGUAAAUGAAACUGGUAUAGCCUCAUUGCAGUGCGAGGUUAAGGGAAAUCCAACACCUCAGGUCACGUGGCUAAAACACAAUUCAAGUCUUCUCGCCGACAAGCGAAUCUUCCAAUCACGUGGCGGAUUAACUAUUAAAGAGGUGACGUCACAAGAUAGUGGUAUUUACACUUGUAAAGCAAGAAAUUUACUUGGCGUGAUAACAUCAUCAGCAGCGUUAACUGUUCAAGGUGAAAAAAAGCUCACCACUUUCCAUUUUUCACAACGUCAAUUUAGCCGGACGUCUGUAUUCUUAGGCUAGAGGAAUCUGAGAACUGCGUUUCUUCUUAAACAUCACUUUUCGCAAUUGGUUACCACUCUAACUCCGACUUUUCCUUAGUAAAAACCAGUCUCAAAAGAUAACCGCAGCCUCCGACUCAGGGGAUGCUUGGAAGGUGCGCGGGCUGCAUUAAAUGGCACGGAAAAAGUUGUUAAUUCACUAAUAUGAAAGUAGACUACACUUAUUGUAAGGUAACUUAAGGAAGAUUCCUCGUGGGUACUUAAAGUUAUAGGUUAACGUUCUUUCUAUCGUGUUUCCCAAUUGCAGUUGCUGCCUUGAUCACAAAAAAGCCCUCUUCUGUUAUCGUUGAAGAAGGAGAAAACGUGAACCUAGUGUGCAAAGCUAGCGGUCUGCCGGUGCCAACGAUGACGUGGCAAAAAGCAUUAGGUCACUUGCCAAGAGGUAAAACAACAGUGAUCGAUGGGAACAUGACUAUACUACGUGUAACGAAAGAAGAUAGGGGGACUUACGUUUGUUCAGUGAAAAAUCUCCUUGGAAAGGACUCCGCUCUCGCCCAGGUAACAGUCAUUGACAGGCUCAAAUUUACCCUAAAACCUCCUUUAAAGGCUACCGCAUCUGAGUUCAGCAACCUGAUGCUAAAUUGCAAAGCCCAGGGAGCCCUAGAAAUAACUUGGAAGAGAACCAACAAAUAUCUUUCUCGUACUCAUGUUAUUUUCCCAAACGGAACUUUAUUUCUCAAGAAGGUGACCACAAAUGACGCUGGAUCCUACAUAUGUGUAGCGAAAAAUUAUCAACGGACAAUAAUGGCAUCGUCUACUGUUGAAGUGCUCAAACCCAUGUCCUGUAGCAGAAUAAAGUCAGGCCACAGUGGAAGCUCUUCAGGUAAUUAUAUUAUUGACCCUGAUGGCAAAGGAGGCGUGACUCCGUUCAGUGUGUAUUGUGACAUGAGUGACAAGGGAGGAGUUGGUGUGACAGUCGUCAGUCACGACAGCGAGAGUAGAACUCAUGUUGCCAAUAUCCCUGGGUGUGGUGUGACUCCUGGAUGUUACAGAAAAGAUGUAUCUUACACUGGAGUUAGCACAACUCAAUUGGCGGCACUAACUCGAGUCUCACAGAACUGUGAACAGUUUAUUAAAUUUGAGUGCAACAAUGAUGUUGCCUUUGUGCCCGACUCAGUUGCCUGGUGGGUGUCACGUGAUGGAAGGAAAAUGAACUACUGGGGAGGCGCUGGUGGAUCAUUUAACACGUGCGCAUGCGGAGUAACAAACUCUUGCUUUAGUAGUGGAAAAAAGUGUAAUUGUUACAACGGUGGCAGCGGCUGGAGAGAGGACAGCGGUCUACUGACAGAUAAGUCUGCUCUUCCUGUGUCUCAGAUCAGACUGGCGGACUUUGAUGGCUCAAGUGAAGAAGGAUAUCAUACAUUAGGAAAGCUCAAGUGUUAUGGACAGGCAUGA
Porites evermanni is the source of this 3734-nucleotide messenger RNA. The record is from the annotation of a GenBank genome assembly. NCBI's taxonomy places the organism in Eukaryota, Metazoa, Cnidaria, Anthozoa, Scleractinia, Poritidae.